This is a messenger RNA of Labeo rohita (rohu), 1932 nucleotides long. RefSeq names its product urokinase plasminogen activator surface receptor-like. The transcript has 6 exons. Bases 187 to 777 code for a protein of 196 amino acids. Lineage: Eukaryota; Metazoa; Chordata; Actinopteri; Cypriniformes; Cyprinidae. The record is from RefSeq and is a predicted model, not a curated record.
CAAAUCUAAAAACUAAACAAGUUUGACCUGACCACAGUGAACACCUUUGUCUUUCAGUCUAUGGAACACCGGAAAAAAAACAAUAAACCUCACAUGUUUGGAAAAUGACAAGGACCCACCCCUUCUGAUGAGCUAUAAAAGGAGCACUGAAACAUGCAUGUGGUCUCAUUCAACUCCUGAUCAAAGAUGGAUCUUCAAAUCUCAGUUUUUCUUCUGUUCGCUCUUUUCGCCACAGGACACUCUCUCAGCUGUUAUCAGUGCACAAGUCUGUCAUCUUCUUGUGACCAGACGACAUGUACAUCUGGACUUAACAGCUGCUUCAGUGCAACAGUAAUUGAUGGCAACAGUACGAGAGUGAAGGUUAAAAGUUGUUCAAUAUCGCUUGGCUGUCCAACUGGAUCCGUCAACGUUGGCAUUGGAAGAAUCUCUUCUUACUGUUGUAGCACUGACCUGUGUAAUGCCCAAGAUGCUCCAGAUCCCAGCAAUAACACUUUCAGUGGAAUAUCGUGUUACUAUUGUGAUGGACAGAGCUGCUCAAACACAGUGAGAUGUUCAGAGAAUGAAAACCGCUGCAUUAAAGCGACAGGGAGUUUUGGCAGCCAGUCACAGGUUGUCAAAGGCUGUGUCUCAAAAUCGAUUUGCGAUGCCGCAAUCUCGAUUCCCAGUUUAGGUGGCGUCUCAUGCUGUGAGGGGAACCUGUGUAACAGUGCUCAGAGUGUCACUCAGAGCUUCCUGUUCCUCUGCUGUUCUCUGCUCUCCUUCAUCCUGCUGCACUGAAUCCAGCAGCUCUUCACAUUUUACAGUGAGACACAAUGUACUGAAUAUAUAGAUUGUAUUCUCUAUCAUUUUACUGUGGUAAAUAAAUUUAGGUAUUGAAAUGAAUUGCUUUCACUGAAUAUUUACUCAAUGCAUGAAUGCCUGUCAGAACAUGCCACUGAAUCCAUCUGUGAUGCCAAAUCCAAACAGAUUCCAGAUGUGACAUGUUAAAUUUAUAUCUUGCUAUAUUUUACUAGACAAAGCAUUGUCUGCAUGGUGAGUGUCAAACUGUAAAGAACUCAAAACAAUCUUUGCGAUUUGAUUUUUAACUUUGGAACUGUUGCUAAAUGUAAUAACUGUUAUUUAAAGUGCAAAACGGCAUUUAGCAUCAUUUAUCAGCAGGUGGCAGCAGUACAAAAGCUUUGCAUUUGCUGACAUCAAACACCUGGAGACUACAGCUCAAUGCAAUUUUACAGUUGUGGUGUAUCAUCGUUGUAUUGUGUAUACAUGUAUAAACAUUCAAUGCUUCAGAAGGAAAAACAAUGCAUUAAGAGGCAGGGGUGUAAACUUUUGAACAAUGAAGAUGUGUACAUUUUUCUUAUUUUGCCUAAAUAUCAUAAAUAUCUUUUUUUGCAUUUUCAGUACUGCCCUUCAGUAUCUACAGAAGAUACUUGCAUGUUUCUCAUAAGACAAAAGUUAAAUUCAAAGUUUUAACCCCCAGCUCUUAAUGCAUUGUGUUUCCUUCUGAAGCAUCAGUGAGCGUUUGAACCUUCUGUAACAGUUGCAUAUGAGUCCCUCAGUUGUCCUCCGUGUGAAAAGAUGGAUCUCAAAAUCAUACAGUCAUUGUUGGAAAGGGUUCAAAUACACUGAAAAAAAAAAAAAAAAAAAAAAAAAAAAAAUUUGGGACCUGAAGGAUUUUUCUGAAGAACAGCAGGCAGUUUAACUGUUCAGGACAAACAAGGGACUCAUAAACAACUAUCACUAAACAAAAAAAACACAGUUGUGGAUCAUUCAGGCAACAACACAGUAUUAAGAAUCAAGUGCAUGUAAACUUUUCAACGGGGUAAUUUUUAUAAAUUCAGCUAUUAUUUUCUCUUGUGGACUAUAUGUAAACGUCUUUUGUGAAAUAUUUUUUUUUGUGUCAGUAAUAAAUAAAACUACCAAAACUACCCCUCC